CGAACCUCUCCUCGAGCCUCUAUCACCAAAAGGCACCACCCUGGUCAACAACAUCCCACGAGCUCUCUAGAGCCUCAAGAAUAUCAAUUGAGUCUACCACGCGCUUCCAACCCCGCGUACCUGGUUCACAUCCCCAGAUCAGCACAUUGGCGCAAAAAAAUCCCAACCAUCUACGGAGUAACCCGCAACCAUGGGCUUCACAACGGGCUUCGUAAGAAAAUCCCCCCAAAAUCCCAUGUUCACCAACUAACACACUCCAGACCGGCGGCGUAACCCUCACCCUCAGCAUCGCCUACCUCACCGUCCUAGCUCACGAACGGAACCGCACCUCCCAAGCUCUCGCCCUACGCUCCCAAUCGCGGGUCCUCACAUCGCUGCUCGAACCCGCGCCUUUACCACCACCGCAAAGCCGCGCGGAUCUCGCGAGAGAGGAGCGGAGUACGCUGGUUGAGGCCGCGAAGGAUCGGUGGAACUACGAGGUUGAUCAUGCGGUGCGGUGGGUGCAGCGGACGGACUGGGUGGAUGUGAGAGAGAGGGCGGAGGAUGCUGUUGCGAGGGUUCUGGGGGUGGGACUGGAGAGGGGUGAGGGGGGGAUUGUGGAGGCUGUGAAGGAGGGGAGGGAGAGGGCUUUUAAGGAGGCGAAAAGGGAGGUGGAGUUUGCUGGAGAGAAGGCUGCGGAGUUGAAGAGUUCUGUGGUCGCGAAGAGUAGUAGAGCGAAGGCUGAUGCGCAAUCUGGGACGAAAGAUGCGCUGGAGUCGGUUAGACGGAGUGGUGGAACGGUGGACGCGGCGAGGGAGGCUUUGAGAGGUGCUGUUGGGGCGGGGAUUGAGAAGGGGAAGGAGGUCUUGGGGUUGUCGCAGGCUGUUGAUGGUGUUAAGGAUGAGAAGGACGCUGUGGAGAGGGUGUUACGGGAGAGAUAUGAGAAGGGCGAUGUGCUGAAUAAGAGUGUGGAGGAGGUGCUUGAGGAGAGGUAUAGGCCGAUUGAUAACAGGGACAACACGGUUUUGAGGGGGGUGUAG
Hymenoscyphus albidus is the source of this 1019-nucleotide messenger RNA. The record is from the annotation of a GenBank genome assembly. Lineage: Eukaryota; Fungi; Ascomycota; Leotiomycetes; Helotiales; Helotiaceae.